Blepharisma stoltei is the source of this 1417-nucleotide messenger RNA. The record is from the annotation of a GenBank genome assembly. Lineage: Eukaryota; Ciliophora; Heterotrichea; Heterotrichida; Blepharismidae.
AUGUUUUUUCGAAUCAGACCAUUUUUUAUGCCUAAUCUAUUACUGACAGCUAGGCCAUUCUCUCAAAGAAAUCCGUUUGACCCUGAAGCCAUUGCCCCUUCUAUUCCUGAAGAUCAGCCAAAUGAUCCUAUUUACUUCGAAAAAGGUGACACCAGAGAAAUAGGAAAAAAAUUAUCCGCAAAAAUAUAUAAGAAAAUUGCUGUUAUGACAGGCUCAGGAAUUUCUGUUAAGGCAGGAAUUCAUGAUUUUCGAACUCCUACAACAGGACUUUAUGCUCAAAUCGAAGAUCCUGAUUUACCUUUCCCAGAAGCUAUAUUUGAUCUAAACUAUUUCAAGCUUGACCCCGAGCCCUUUUACAGGAUAAGCCCUAAUUUGAUCACAACAAACAAAAUUCCUACCCUUACUCAUUAUUUUUUGAAAUUAUUAGAAGAUCAAGGAAUUUUACUUAUGUGUUAUACUCAAAAUAUUGAUAGUUUAGAAAAAAAAGCUGGUCUUUCCUCUAAAAAGCUAGUUCAAGCUCAUGGAAACGUUGAUCACUCCCAUUGUACUUCAUGCAAAAAUAAAUAAAAUGGCAUUCGGUUCGAGAGAAAUUGGCUCUGCCAUUUUCUCUCUCCCUCAUGGAAUUUUAUUUAUGGGGUUGGGUUUUCUCUUGAGAACUUCUGCACAGCAACAGCCGUUUAACUUUGGGGAUAACCAAAGGCACGGCUCCUCAGUGCAUUCAAGACACUCGGAGUUUUACCUCUCAGCACAUCCCCACGGGAGGAUGACCCUUAGGCGGAACACGCGCAGGAGCUGAGUCGGAGCGAGCGACGGCAACGCGCCGGGUGAGAUGUGCGGCGAUUUAUCUAGCGACUAGCCUUAUAGAAGGCUUGGGUGUGGGCUGACCACAUAUUCCAAGAUGGCUUGGUGACGUCACUAGUUGUCGCUUUGACCCUUUUUUAUUAAGGGGUGUGGGCACUAGACACCUUAAAGACUAUGUAACUAAGUAAGUAAGUACUUCAUGCAAAAAGAUUAUCCAAUUUCUGAAUUAAGGCAGCAUAUGCUUUCUAAACAGCCUGCAUUUUGUGAAUGUGGUGGAACUAUUAAGCCUGACAUUGUAUUUUUUGGAGAAAAAUUGCCUCAAGAAUUUCACUCUAAAUCAGAAUUAAUUUUAUAUGCAGAUUUGCUAUUAAUUAUAGGGACAAGUUUAACGGCUUAUCCAUUUGCAUCAUUAGCUCAGAUGGUUAGCCCUAAUACUCCUCGAAUAGUUAUUAAUAAAGGAGGCUAUAAUGCUUUUGCACAGAAUGGGUUCAAAUUCGAUUCUGAAAUGAAAAGAGAUAUUUUCUUUGAUGGAGAUUGCGAUGAAAUAAUUAGUGAUAUAGUAAAAGACACUCAAUGGGAUGACAGCUUGAAGAAGCUUGUAGAAAGGAAAAAUUAG